Messenger RNA from Penicillium diatomitis, 567 nucleotides. RefSeq lists its product as uncharacterized. The record is from RefSeq and is a predicted model, not a curated record. The transcript has 2 exons. Lineage: Eukaryota; Fungi; Ascomycota; Eurotiomycetes; Eurotiales; Aspergillaceae. Bases 1 to 567 code for a protein of 188 amino acids.
AUGAUCACGUCGAAUCCAUCCCAACCAAGCAACCCAUAUUGGGUCUCAUCCAUCAAAUCGAGCACCACCUACCAUCUCCCCAGCACACCUAUCCAACACCCCCAAAACCACCACAACAUGAAAUCCCCAAAUUCCAACCCCCCACCCGCCUCCCAGCCCCGAUCAUCUCCAUCUGCAUCUCCAUCUUCGUCCCCGUCCCUCGCCCAAACCCUAACCUCUCUCUCCACCCCGCUCACCCCCCUCGUCCAUAUCCUCACCGGCAUCCCGCACCCCGAAUUCCCCAGCUGCAUACUUUCAUUUCACCUGCUCACCUCGCCCCAAUUAGAUCGGUUGGCGGUGUACUACCAUCAAGUGUGGCCGCCGACGCCGCAGACGGGGCUUUAUCCGGUUGUCAUGCGGGCUUGGGUCGGGUGGGUGUACGGGGAUGGGGAGGGCGAGGCGGAUAUUGGGAUUGAGGAGAAGAGAAAGAGGUUCGGCUGGUUCAUCGGGCUCUAUGAGGCGAAGGGCAUAUGUUUGGGGGGUGGGACUAGAGGAGAAGGAGGAGGAGGAGGAUGCGAUGGACCUUGA